Gregarina niphandrodes is the source of this 633-nucleotide messenger RNA. RefSeq lists its product as hypothetical. The coding region runs from base 1 to 633 and encodes 210 amino acids. The record is from RefSeq and is a predicted model, not a curated record. NCBI's taxonomy places the organism in Eukaryota, Apicomplexa, Conoidasida, Eugregarinorida, Gregarinidae. The transcript has a single exon.
AUGCAUGGGCUUGAGAGCGUGGCGAGGUCCCUGACGCUGAUGUCAGGUAAUGUGCCGGAGGAGAUCAGCGAGUUGGGGGUUCCGUUUGCCAUUUCGUCAACAGAGUCUCCGCCUCUUCCGUUGGGUGCAUUGAUGUGGGCCUACGACGUUUUGAAGUACGACUUGCUUCAUCUCUUGCCUACGGUGUACCUGGCAAAACUCCAAAACUACCCCACGGUGGUGGAGCUUGCCACGUAUGCGACAGAUAAGGUGUUCAAAGGACCAAAGAGAUCCUUUCGACUGGUCUGCUACCCACAACCGCUAUAUGGCGGCUGUAAGGAGGAAGAAGACGACGGCUGUAAGGAAGUGAAAAUCGAAGACUUUCGCUCCUUGGUACCAGCCGAAAUUGACCAAUGGGUCAAGAAGGGGAAAAAUACUGAACGCCGAGAGCUUCGUUUACCAACGCCAGAACAACUACCUCAAGGUUAUACUGGUAUACAUUGGUGGGCAAACAGCAUUCUUGCUGAUUGCUGGAGUGGAGCCAACCCUCUAGGGUCACCCGGCGAUAUGAUUUCGCAGCCAGUAUUUUUCGCCAUGGUCUAUUCACAUAUUUGCGAGUGUCUUAGAGAUGAUUUUUACAGCCCAUCGGAUUAA